UGCCACUGACUCCGACGCCGAUGCUCGGUCUCUUACCCGAUUACUGCUUCGUUGCGAUUGUCGCUUGUGCGAGGUAGCAGUUAAGGGAGGAUUUUGCAAGUGUAUUGCACCGACGACGUUGUUGCAGCUACAAAAAGGAUCAGCUUACCUUACGGCAAGAUCAUUUCUCAAGUGACUACCGUGCAGUGCAGAGCAGCAGCAACAGAAGCAGAAGCCUUAAUAAUAGCAUCAGCAAGUUCCGCAGAUCAUUCGCAUUUGCCAACUUUAAGUAAAAAUUAUAAUAAAGACAUAAAACAAUGGCAGUGCAGGGUCAGAGAUUUAUGACCAAGACGCAGCACUACCGCAAGGUGACCAAACCGUUGCUGGAGCGCAAGCGACGGGCCCGCAUGAACCUGUACUUGGACGAGCUGAAAGAACUUAUUGUCGAUACGAUGGACGCGCAUGGGGAUCAGGUCAGCAAGCUGGAGAAGGCCGACAUACUGGAGCUGACGGUGAACUAUUUGAAGACGCAGCAGCAGCUGCGAUUGGCCAGUCCAGCCUCCAGUCCAGCUUGCAGUCCGUCUUCUUCCUCCUCAUGCUCAGCCCAGGACAACUUUGACAAAUUCCGCGCGGGCUAUACGCAAGCCGCCUACGAGGUCUCGCACAUAUUCUCCACCGUGCCUGGUCUGGAUCUCAAGUUCGGCACAAGCCUAUUGAAGCAGCUGGGACAUCAGCUAAAGGACCUGAAGGAGGAACGGAACACGCCCGAACUCAGCGAGGAGCACGUCAAUCUCUCGGAACGCAAAUUGGAGCAGCAUCAGCACGAAGAGCGACCCAUCGCACCACCCCUUCAGGAUGACGACAAUGACAACCCCAAUGGCGAGGAUGUCUGGCGGCCGUGGUGAACCAGGGGUGAACCUACUCCUUAACUUAACCAAUCAACAUUGAGAACAUUACUGCUGUGGGUUUAGUUCGUAGACCAUAAAGAUAUUCAGCAACGAUCAAAGUUUUCCAAGGUUUAGUGUAAACAUUUGCCUCAGAAUUUGUACCUACAAUAAGCAGCUAAUAAUAAUGAUAUGAUGUGAUGUUCCUGUGAUAGUUUCUAAGUUCGUAUAUUGUAUUUGAUCUCCCAUAGAUUUAGAGAAACACACUUACCAAUAGUUAUUCCUUAUUUUACUAGCACCGAGCAAAAGAGCUUCCCUAUUGAUCUUCCACCUAGUUUUAUUUAAGAAAUAC
This is a messenger RNA of Drosophila subobscura, 1215 nucleotides long. RefSeq names its product enhancer of split mdelta protein (gene E(spl)mdelta-HLH). The transcript has a single exon. Gene Ontology annotation, cellular component: nucleus. Gene Ontology annotation, biological process: regulation of neurogenesis; regulation of transcription by RNA polymerase II; anterior/posterior pattern specification. The coding region runs from base 297 to 884 and encodes 195 amino acids. Lineage: Eukaryota; Metazoa; Arthropoda; Insecta; Diptera; Drosophilidae. Gene Ontology annotation, molecular function: DNA-binding transcription factor activity, RNA polymerase II-specific; RNA polymerase II cis-regulatory region sequence-specific DNA binding; protein dimerization activity. The record is from RefSeq and is a predicted model, not a curated record.